Exophiala aquamarina CBS 119918 is the source of this 1773-nucleotide messenger RNA. RefSeq lists its product as uncharacterized. The transcript is spliced from 6 exons. Gene Ontology annotation, molecular function: flavin adenine dinucleotide binding; N,N-dimethylaniline monooxygenase activity; NADP binding. Lineage: Eukaryota; Fungi; Ascomycota; Eurotiomycetes; Chaetothyriales; Herpotrichiellaceae. The record is from RefSeq and is a predicted model, not a curated record. The coding region runs from base 1 to 1773 and encodes 590 amino acids.
AUGGCUUUCACAGACGACAACGAGCCACUAUUAGGACGCCCACAGAUGGCACCGCAGCAAGUGAAGAUGUUCAACGCUGGCAUCAUGGAUGGCGCUGGCUAUGGAGCAAUGUGGGGAUUUGCGCCCAAGGAGACAGAUGAGGCGGAGGAGGUCCGUCAGCUUGCUUCGUCAGUACCGCAAUCCAGACGAAAGCGAGUAAUCAUCGUCGGAGCCGGCGUUUCAGGAAUUCAACAGGCAAGCGUCUUGUUGAAGGAGGGUAUCCUCAAGCACGAGGGUAUGCAACUGUUUGACGCCCUCGACGACUUCGGUGGAGUAUGGGCCAAAAACACCUAUCCUGGCUGUGCCUGUGACGUCCCAGCCCUGAGCUAUACUACAAGUUACCACAUCUGCAAAACCUUUACACACUUCUAUGCCACCCAGAGUCAAAUCCAGGACUAUUACACAGAAUUCGCCCACUUGUACAAACUGAAAGAGUGUACUACCUUUUCAGCUUUCGUCAAAUCCUGUACUUGGGACGAUGAGUUGUUCGUUUGGCACGUGCUAAUACAGCAUAAGUCUGGUCGCCUCGAGCAUUGGGUUGCCGACGUGGUUUGUCAAUGUGUUGGAUCCCUUGAUCGCCCAAAAUGGGGCAACACGCCUAGCCGAGAGAAUUUCAAAGGUCUUUCCUGGCACACUGCACAUUGGCGACACGAUGUCGAUCUCACUGCGCUCAAAGUCGGCAUUGUGGGAUGCGGCCCAAGUGCAGCACAGAUUAUCCCAGAGAUCAUCGACAAGGUCAAGCAUCUGACGGUCUAUAUGCGAACGCCUCCAGUAUGUGUACCAAGGAAUAAUUUUAAGUAUUCAUGGCUUUUCCGAUUCUGUCUCAAGUAUGUUCCGUGGUUCGCCUGGAUUGUGAGGCAGAGAAUGAACCUGAGGAUGAUGAUGUACGGAAAGGAGACAGCCAGGAAUAAUUCACCCCAGAACGAUGCCAUGAACAGGAUGGCAGUUUCGUUCAUGGAAUCUCAAGUCGAAGACCCGAAACUGCGCCAAAUAUUGCGACCCACUGCCAAAUAUUACUGCAAGCGGCCUCUUCGGCUUGACAACUUCUACAGCUCGCUUGCAAAGCCAAACUGUACAGUCACUCGGGAGAAACUUGUACGAUACACGGAAAGUGGAGUAGUGUCUGCUGAUCAAAAUGACAGCACUGAGACGGAGAGGAAGUUUGACGUGAUCAUCUUGGGAACAGGGUUCAACGUUGCUCAGUUUCUAGAGCACGAAAAGAUUAAAGGAACUGGAGGCAUUGACCUACAGGAGAAAUGGAAAGAGCAUCCGGAGGCCUUGUACGGAGUUGCCACGUCCAAAUUCCCCAACAUGUUCAUGUGCUUUGGGCCCAACUCGGCGACUGUUUGGUCGUCACAGCAAGACAAUUGGGAACUGCAAGCACGAUUCGCAGCAAACGCCAUCCGGGAAAUCAUCCAGCGCGAAAAACGAGGAAUGAAGCUCGCAAUGUAUCCUGAUCGCGACCGUGAGCGAGCUUACAACGACGAGGUCCAACGCCAACAGGCGGGAAUUGUGUGGGCCCAAAGCGACUGUGUGACGUACUACAAGAACGAUGCUGGGUGGAUCACGUACACAAUGCCCUGGUCGUUCCCCAAGUUCUGGUGGAUGCUCAGGAAGAUCAGGUGGAAUGAAUGGGUCACUGUCGAAAAGAGUCUGAAUGGCCUUCGACAUGGAAACGUAACAGCCCUAGCCAACGGCCACGAAAACUUCGGAAAUGGGCGGGUGUCGGUUUGA